This is a messenger RNA of Ahaetulla prasina, 5266 nucleotides long. It is a transcript of the gene WDR19, whose product is annotated as WD repeat domain 19. Gene Ontology annotation, biological process: cilium assembly; intraciliary retrograde transport. The coding region runs from base 51 to 4091 and encodes 1346 amino acids. Gene Ontology annotation, cellular component: cilium; intraciliary transport particle A. Gene Ontology annotation, molecular function: protein binding. The record is from RefSeq and is a predicted model, not a curated record. NCBI's taxonomy places the organism in Eukaryota, Metazoa, Chordata, Lepidosauria, Squamata, Colubridae. The transcript is spliced from 36 exons.
CCCUCCCCCAUUUUUUUUUUUAACCGACGCUCGGUCUCUGAGGGGAAAAGAUGCAGCGCAUAUUUACCCUUUCAGAGAAGGAUGCUCCUAGUUCCCCUGUGCAAUUUGCUUGGCAAAAAACCUUAGGAAACUACAUUGCAGUUAUAGGGUACAGUCAUACUGUCAAAGUCUUUGAUCGCCAUGGUCAAAAGAAAAAUGAAAUUAUUUUACCGGGGAACUGCAUCGCUAUGGAUUGGGAUCAAGAUGGAGAUACUCUAGCAAUUAUUGCUGAUAAAUCCAGUGCUAUUUAUCUGUGGGAUGCCAAUACAAAUAAAACCAUUUUGAUGGAUACUAGCAUGAGGGAACCAAUGUCUUUCUUGUGUUGGUCAAAAACUGAAGCCUUACUAGUUGCUGGAACAGCUAAAGGAAAUGUACUAAUAUAUAACCGUCAGACUUCCCGCAAGAUUCCUAUCCUUGGCAAGCACACCAAACGGAUCACAUGCGGUUGCUGGAGCAAAGAAAAAUUAAUUGCAUUAGGCGGAGAAGACAAAUUAAUAACGAUUAGCAACCAUGAAGGCGACACUAUCAGAGUGACAGCAGUGAGAGAAGACCCCAGCAAUAUGCAGUUUGUCAAGAUGAAGACAGAUGAAGAAUCAGGAGGAAAUGAGACCACAGUGUGCAUUGUAGUUGGACAAAAAACGUUAUAUUUUUUUAACUUCAAAGAUCCAGAAAAGCCAAUUGAACUAGCAUUUCAAAAACGUUAUGGAAAGAUAGUAGCUUACAAAUUGUACGGUGAAAAUUAUAUCAUGAUUGGUUUUUCGCUGGGCUACUUUGUGGUGAUUUCAACGCAGGUUCAAGAGAUUGGCCAUGAGAUCUUCCAAGCUUCUGAUCAUAAGGAUUCCUUGGCCAGCAUUGCCAUCACUGAAUCAUUAAACAAAGCUGCAUCAUGUGGAGAUAACUGCGUCAAGAUCCAUAACUUGUCAGAUCUGACGGAAAUGUGCGCAAUCAUAAACUUAGAGGAUGAAAAUAAAGGUCUAGAUCAGUUGUCAUGGACGGACGAUGGACAGUUGUUGGCGGUGUCUACCAAGCGAGGAUUUAUCCACGUGUUCUUAACCAACCUUCCCAUCCUCGGGGCCUCGUAUGGCACAAGGAUCGCCUACCUCACCUCCCUUCUCGAGGUCACGGUGGCCAACUACGUUGAAAGUGAACCACCGAUAAGAGUUUCUGUUGAAGUUGAGCCCAACUUUGUUGCCGUUGGGCCGUACCACUUAGCUGUGGGCAUGAAUAACCGGGCAUGGUUUUAUGUCCUCGGAGAGAGCAGAGUAAAAAAGCUCAAGGACAUGGAAUAUCUGGGAACAGUUGCCAGUAUAUGUCUUAAUUCUGAUUAUGCUGCUGCACUUUUUGAUGGUAAAGUCCAGUUGCAUAUGAUAGAAAGUGAACCGUCAAAUACUCAGGAGGAACGGGAGACUAGGCUGUUCCCAGAUACAGAUGAUAAAAGUAAAAUUCUGUGCCAUUGUUUAACUAGUGAGUUCCUCAUCUACGGGACUGAUACUGGCCUUAUUCAGUAUUUUUACAUUGAAGACUGGCAAUAUGUCAAUAAGUAUCAGCAUUCGGUUGGGGUGAAAAAAAUCUUCCCAGAUCCCAACGGAACCAAAUUAGUUUUUGUUGAUGCCAAAAGUGAUGGGUUCGUUUACUGUCCUGUGACUGAUACCGCCUUUGAAAUUCCAAAUUUGCAACCAACCAUCAAAGGCAUUUUGUGGGAAAACUGGCCACUGGAUAAGGGUGUAUUUGUGGUCUUUGACGAUAACAAAAUAUACACAUACGUGUUUCAUAAAGACACCAUACAAGGGUCUAAGGUGAUCUUGGCAGGAACAACCAAAGUUCCUUAUUCCCACAAACCUCUGCUCUUAUAUAAUGGAGAAUUAACCUGUCAGACACACAGUGGGAAAACCAACAGUAUCCUCCUUAACACUCACACUUUCCUGGGCACUCUAAAAGACCAGGGCUGCGACGAAUUGAAACAAAUGCUAACUCAGACUUUACUUUUGAAAAGGUUUUCCGAGGCCUGGGAGAUAUGCAAACAUCUGAACCAACUGUCCAGUUGGAAUGAGCUAGGCGAGGCCUGCCUUCAUCACAUGGAAGUAGAAUUUGCAAUACGGGUGUACAGGACAAACAGAAAUGUUGGAAUGGUUAUGUCCUUAGAGCAAAUCAAGAGCAUAGAAGAACACAAUCUUUUAGCGGGACAUCUUGCCAUGUACACCAAUAAUUUUAAUUUAGCUCAAGAUUUAUAUCUGGCAUCAUCUUCUCCCACUGCCGCGCUUGAGAUGAGGAGAGAUUUGCAGCAGUGGGAUAGCGCGCUUCAGCUUGCUAAACGUUUGGCACCAGACCAGAUCCCCUUCAUAUCCAAGGAGUAUGCUGUGCAAUUGGAAUUCACGGGUGAUUACGUGAAUGCUUUGGCCCAUUAUGAAAAAGGCAUCACGGGCAACAAUAAGUUCCAAGAACAUGAUGAGGCCUGCCUGGCCGGAGUCGCGCAGAUGGCGAUUCGUAUGGGAGAUAUUCGGCGCGGCGUUAACCAGGCCAUUAAACAUCCUAGCCGAACGUUAAAAAAAGACUGCGGAGCUAUUCUGGAGAGUAUGAAGCAAUUUUCAGAAGCUGCCCAGCUUUAUGAAAAAGGACAAUAUUUCGACAAGGCAGCUUCAGUCUACAUACGAUGCAAAAACUGGGCCAAAGUUGGUGAGCUGCUUCAGCAUGUCUCUUCGCCAAAAAUACACCUUCAAUACGCCAAAGCAAAGGAAGCAGAUGGCAGAUACAAAGAAGCUGUUUUGGCCUACGAAAACGCCAAGCAGUGGGACAAUGUGAUCCGGUUGUAUUUGGAUCACCUGAACGAUCCAGAAAAAGCUGUGAGCAUCGUCCGGGAAACCCAGUCUCUUGAAGGAGCCAAGAUGGUAGCCAGAUUCUUUCUGCAGCUGGGAGAUUACGAGUCUGCCAUCCAGUUUUUAGUGAUGUCCAAGUGUAACAACGAAGCUUUCGUCCUGGCUCAGCAGCACAAUAAGAUGGAGCUCUACGCUGAUAUCAUCAGUUCUGAGGAAACCACUAAUGACGAUUACCAAAGCAUCGCCUUAUAUUUUGAGGGAGAAAAGAAGCAUUUUCAGGCUGGCAAAUUCUUCCUACUCUGUGGUCAAUAUUCCAGGGCGCUGAAGCACUUUCUGAAAAGUCCAAACACAGAUGAUAAUAUGGCCAUAGACAUGGCAAUCGAGACGGUGGGCCAAGCGAAGGACGAAACCCUUACCGACCAGCUGAUCAAUUACCUUAUGGGUGAGAACGAUGGUAUACCAAAGGAAGCCAAAUAUCUCUUUCGACUCUACAUGGCAUUAAAGCAAUACCGGGAAGCUGCUCGGACAGCGAUCAUCAUCGCUCGAGAAGAACAGUGCGCAGGGCAUUAUCGAAAAGCCCACGAUGUUCUCUUCAGUAUGUAUUUAGAAUUGAAAGUACAGAAAAUUAAAAUACCCUCUGAGAUGGCUACAAACCUGAUGAUUCUACACAGUUACAUUUUAGUAAAGAUUCAUGUUAAACUUGGAGACCACAUGAAAGGAGCACGUAUGCUCAUUCGUGUUGCUAACAAUAUCAGCAAGUUUCCAUCUCAUAUUGUUCCCAUCCUGACCUCAACGGUAAUUGAAUGUCACCGAGCAGGACUGAAAAAAUCAGCCUUUGCUUUUGCUGCUAUGCUGAUGAGACCAGAAUAUCGGAAUAAAAUUGACUCGAAAUACAAAAGGAGAAUUGAAACACUCGUUCGGCGGCCGGACACCUCCGAAGGCGAAGGGGAAGAACCAACCACGCCGUGCCCCUAUUGUGAAUUCAUGCUCCCCGAAUGCGAACUCCUGUGCCCAGGCUGCAAGAACAACCUGCCCUAUUGCAUUGCCACGGGACGACAUAUGUCCAGAGAAGACUGGACUCUGUGCCCCCACUGCGAGUUCCCGGCGCUCUAUUCAGAAUUCAAAAAUUUGUUGCAGAGCGAAGGCGCAUGCCCCAUGUGUUCGGAAAAAGUCGAUGCCACCAACCUAAGCAGAACAGCCGAUUGCACACCCUACCUCAAGCCUGAAGUGGAGCAAUAAUUUUAAUCAAGUUAAGUGGCUCAAAUCUUCGUUUUCAUGUUUAGAACUCAGAAUAUUAAAGAACGUUCAUUUGUUUGUAACUAAAACAGUAACUGGCCUAUUCUCUCGUCUGCGUUCAUCUCCUACGCGAACCCCCCCCCCAACUUUUUUGCUUCUUCCAUGCAUCGAAGCUUCUUCAGUUUGCUUUCCACGAUGCAUUGUGUAUGUGGAAGGAUGCGGAUCGGGUGUGCUGGGCCCUCUUCCACAAUACCGUUGAUUCUGCCCACUGAUUUUUCUCUGCUUGACGUCUGCAAAGUGUGCACUCUCCACUCUGCAAGGAUGCGCCGUACAGUUGAAGAAUGAGCAGACAGCUCCUCUUUGAUCGUUACCGAGCUGCGGUGGCGCAGUGAUUAGAGUGCAGUACUGCAGGCUACUUCUGCUGAUCACUGGCUGCCAGCAGUUUGGCGGAUCGAUUCUCACUGGCUCAAGGUUGACUUAGCCUUCCGUCCUUCCGAGGUGGGUAAAAUGAGGAGCCAGAUUGUUGGGGGGCAAGAGGCUGACUCUAAACAGCUUAGAGAGGGUUGUAAAAGCACUGUGAAGCGGUAUAAAAGUCUAAGUGCUAUUGCCCUUCUUUCCUUCCUAGUGGUUAGACUGCAGUAUUGCAGGCAAACUCUGCUGACUAUCAGCAGUUCGAUCCUGACUGGCUCAAGGUUGACUCAGCCUUCCAUCCUUCCGAGGUCGGUAAAAUGAGGACCUACUGUAGAUUGUUGGGGGCAAUAUGCUGACUCUCUAAAACUGCUUACAGAGGGCUGGAAAGCACUGUGAAGCGGUAUAUAAGUCUUAAGUGCUAUUGCUAGUCCUUCCUUCCCAUUCUAAGUGCUCUUGUAAUUGCUGUCCCUGUGUUCUAAAUUGAAGCAGUCCGAGUUCAAUAAACCAGGCGGGUCCUUAGCGAAACAGUGCCACUCUAGACGCCACACAAGUUACUUCAAGUAAGUGACGAGGAAUACAGGUAGCCCUCAACUUGUGACCACAUUGGAGCCCCAAAUUUCUGUUCUUCAGCGAGAGAUUUGUUCAGUGAGUUUUGCCCCAUUUUACCACCCUUCUUGCCGUGGUUGUUAAGUGAAUCACUACAGUGGAUAAGUUUGGAAGGCGGGUUGUUAAAUGAAUCCGGCUUCCCCCAUUGACUCUGCUUGCCA